This is a messenger RNA of Symbiodinium sp. CCMP2456, 1740 nucleotides long. Lineage: Eukaryota; Dinophyceae; Suessiales; Symbiodiniaceae. The record is from the annotation of a GenBank genome assembly.
AUGGUCCUGAGAAACUUCAGGAUGACCGCAGGCGGUCUCUCACUGCACGCAGGCGAGCCACUCGGCAAUCCCCGCAGCGUCGAAGCCACCAGCGUCGAAGCCCAAGCCGUGUCGCCUGCAGCGGGUUCUCCGCAGCCAAAAGCGACCACGAACCUUCCGAGAGAAGACGUGAAACCCUCCGUGGUACACCCCUCCGUGCAUACGCCGGCAACGGCAGCACCAACAGCGGCAACUACCGGCUUUGUUUAUGACGGCCACUUCAUUCACAACCUCAGCGCCGCACGGCCCGGGUGCCGCGGUUGCUGUAAUUCCGGUGCUCAAAUUGUGGAUUGCCUGAAUGUGGAGAAGUGUGCAGCAUCUGGCCCAGAGAAGGGCAAGUUUGCGCUGGUCUUGAGCCAUUGGGGGAUGCCCAGUGAAAGCAUGCUUCAAUCCAUCAGGAGCAUGAAAGCUGCAGCUACGGCGGCCAACUGGGCAGACAUCUUACUUGUCAUGCUGCAGAAGGACGCCGAUCGCAUCUCGCCGAAAAUUCAGAAGCUACUCAACAGAUGGGAGAUAAAGUUGCAUGUCGUGGACUGGGAUGUACCCCCUGACUCGAUGUUCUAUCCGAAGCAUGAUUGGUGUGGCCAUCAGGAUCUGAUUCGCUUGCAUGUACUGGCAUUAGAUGCAUAUGAUGCCGUCGCCUACUACGAUGCGGACUGUGAGUUUCAGGGGGACAUCACGCCGGUGCUGCGCUGCGCGGCCACGGGGAAGCUCUUGACCACCAACGGCGGUGUGGGCGAGUCCUUGAACGUGGGCUUCAUCGCUGUGAGGCCCGACCGUCGUCUGUUGGAGGCGGCCCGACUCUUUGCACGGAAUAACAAUUUCUCCGUGCAGCGUGGCUGGGGAAAUUCUGGUUGGAAACCGUGUGGUGGCUACUUUGUCGGAGGUGAGUGUGGCCAAGGCUUCAUGUACAGCCUCUUCUACUCCAGGAGCUCAUCUGCCCGCAGAGCUUUGGAAGGUGCCGGAGUCUGGGAGAACGGCGUUUUCCAAGCAGCCCAGAUCGACCGGUGCAUUUGGAAUUACCAGACCAGCUACCAGUGCCGGCCAGACUUCAACUGCGAGCGAGUGCGUGUGCAUCACAAGCCAACGAGGGAGCGCGGCACGGACAGGAACGAGUGCGAGAAGCUCCGAUUCAGAGAAAAACGCAAGGAGUUAGCACGCCUUAGGCGUGAAGAGCGCAAAGUCCAGCGCUUCAGCUCCGAGGGUGUUUUGCUCCGGCACUCGGGUGGCUUCUGUGUUCGACCUUCAGACGAAGCUUUCGGGCAAGGUGCAGUGCUUCUACUCAGAAGCUGCGCCCUUCCACCCGCGGAGCAGAACCUUCACAUGGUACCUGUGGAUGCAGACGACGACGACGACGAGGAGUCCUUGGGAAUCGUGCAGCUCCGCAUCGGCCGGCAUUGUGCAUACCCGCAGGGCGACGACAUGGACACAGAACCACGCCUGUCUAUCGCAGCUGAUUGUUCUACACCGCACAGCUUCCUGUUCAAGCGACUCAGGGCCCAAGCGAAUGGAUUCCUACUUCAACAUACAUCUUCCAGGAGCUGCAUCCACCCGUUUGAGGGUCAAGAGCAGCCGAAGGACGGGACCGAGCUUCUGCUGCAUUCCGAUUGCUCCCAGGGCCCGGAGCCGAGCCGAACAUGCCAGGGUCGUAACCCACCCACCAGAGCACCCCCUUCGAAGCAGCAGGGGCAGCAGUGUUGA